Molecule: messenger RNA, 1149 nt
Organism: Dichotomopilus funicola
Lineage: Eukaryota; Fungi; Ascomycota; Sordariomycetes; Sordariales; Chaetomiaceae
Product: methionine synthase
Exons: 1
Coding region: 1-1149 (382 amino acids)
Molecular function (GO): 5-methyltetrahydropteroyltriglutamate-homocysteine S-methyltransferase activity; zinc ion binding
Source: RefSeq, a predicted model, not a curated record
AUGCCUCUCCCCGCGGGCGUCUACCGCGCCGACCAUGUGGGCUCUUUUCUCCGUCCGGCGCCGAUCCUGCGAGCUCGCGAGACCCUCGACGGCUCGAGCCCAAUCCCCGCCGACGAGCUGCGUAAGCUGGAAAACGAACACAUCGAAGGGGUCGUGAAGCACCAGAUCGACAGUGGCCUGCAGUCUGUGACGGACGGCGAGUUUCGGCGCGCGUGGUUCCACCUCGACUUCUUGCAGCAUCUCGCUGGGGUUGAACGACAUGGCAGCUUGUCGUCAACCAAUGUCACGUCUCACGGUGUUACCCCGCCCAAGAUUUUGGUUGUCGACAAGUUGGGCCACCCAGAGGGGAUCCAGGUCGAGGACUACAAGUUUGUCGAGAGCGUCCGCAAGCAGGUCGGGUCCAAGUCGACCAUCACCACCAAGGUCUGCAUCCCCAGCCCGACUAUGGUCCAUUUCCGCGGUGGGCGCGAGGCGAUCUCGACCACAGCCUACCCAACACUGGACGGCUUCUUUGAGGACCUGGUCAAAGUUUACCAAGCCGAAAUCGCAGACCUGUAUGCGGCCGGGUGCCGAUUUGUUCAGCUGGACGACACCAACCUGGCUUACUUGUGCGACGAGGGCAUGCGGGCCGAAGCAGCCAAGCGCCACGGCGAGGACCCGCAGAAGCUGACCAAGCACUACGCGUCGCUCAUCAACGCGGCCAUCAGCCAGCGGCCCAAGGACAUGGUGAUUGGUGUGCAUCUGUGCCGUGGCAACUUCCGUUCGCAGUGGUUCGCCGAAGGCGGAUACGAGCCCGUGGCCGAGGUGUUGUUUAAGGAGCUAGACGUCGAUGUGUACUUCCUCGAGUACGACGACGCGCGGUCGGGCGACUUCUCGCCGCUGCGGUUCCUGCCGGAGAACAAGACUGUUGUCCUUGGCGUCAUGUCGAGCAAGAAGGCUGAGCUGGACGACAAGGAGGAUAUUGUGCGGCGGUUGAACGAGGCGGCCAAGUUCUGUCCGCGUGGGCUGGACCAGCUGUGCUUGUCGCACCAGUGCGGGUUCAGCUCUACGAUGGAGGGUAAUGAUCUGAGCGAGGAGCAGCAGUGGGCUAAGGUCAAGUUGGAAGUGGAGAUUGCGAAGCAGGUCUGGGGUGAGGACCUGUCGGUUUAA